AGCUCCACAGCCCCACCAUCACCUGUCUCAGGAACUUGAGGAAGAGUCUGCCAGCAUGGAAUCCAAACUCUGACCAGAAAACCGAUGGUCUCACCAGCUGGGAGCUUCCUCUACACUGUUCCUCCUCACCGUCAGAACUAUCAGAGGACCCUGCUAACAAAAGCUCUCACUGUAAAAGGCGAAGAUGGGGACAGAUUUGAGCUACAACUUCGUCUUCAAAGUGGUACUAAUUGGGGAAUCUGGGGUUGGAAAGAGCAACCUGCUGUCCCGAUUCACCAAAAAUGAGUUCAAUCAUGACAGCCGCACGACCAUCGGAGUGGAGUUCAGUACGAGGAGCAUUCAAGUGGACACACUGACCAUCAAAGCUCAGAUCUGGGACACAGCAGGACUGGAGCGCUACCGGGCCAUCACCUCAGCGUAUUACAGAGGGGCAGUUGGAGCUCUCCUGGUUUAUGACGUCACCAAACACCUGACAUAUGAGAAUGUAGAGCGUUGGCUGAAGGAACUGUAUGACCAUGCAGAUCCACACAUAGUGGUCAUGCUGGUGGGCAAUAAGAGUGACCUGGCUGCCCAACGCACUGUACCAACAGAGGAAGCAAAAAGCUAUGCAGAGGAUAAAGGUCUGCUGUUCAUGGAGACUUCAGCACUCGAAUCAACCAACGUGGAAAGCGCCUUCCUCGAGGUCCUAACAGCAAUCCAUAAGAAAGUGGCGAGUAGAGAAGUGACCCGCGGCUCUAUCAGCGCGGUGACCCUGGGGCAGACGAUCCCGACCAGCGAGGUGAACGAAAACCGCAAACCCUGCUGUAAAAACUAGUGAGGGGCACAGAGACGCUGCCUGUACGGGACGGAAGACAAACCCUCCAACAGAACCAUCAACAGCUUUAAAGGAGAAUUCCACUGAUUUUCAAACGUGUUUGCAUAAUUAAAUGGUCAGAACUGUCCACAGUGGUGGU
Molecule: messenger RNA, 953 nt
Organism: Pygocentrus nattereri (red-bellied piranha)
Lineage: Eukaryota; Metazoa; Chordata; Actinopteri; Characiformes; Serrasalmidae
Gene: rab25a
Product: RAB25, member RAS oncogene family a
Exons: 5
Coding region: 185-814 (209 amino acids)
Biological process (GO): exocytosis
Cellular component (GO): recycling endosome
Molecular function (GO): GTP binding; GTPase activity
Source: RefSeq, a predicted model, not a curated record